AUGAACGACAAAAAUCGAAAUCCGUGGGACGGUCGCCGACCCUCAUUGGACCGUUGGUGGGAAACGCCCGAAAACGAAAAUGACGAAAUGCCGGAAAAAAUUACCAGUCCUCCAAAUGCGGUAGAAAAUACAAAACAAUGGAUCGAUCGAUCUUCGCAGCAGCCGAACGAAAAUACCGGUGGUAAAAACCGCAAAGUGUCCAUUGCCAAGAAACCGGAUUGCACUGAAAUCUGCAAAGUCAAACCAUGUCUGUGUAUGAAGCUUAAAUUGGUUAUCAAAACGAACACGGAUCGCUUAACGGAUGACGUGUGUAGUUUGUACGACCGGUGGCUGUGUGGACCGCUGGCCACCGACUUGGAGUUCCACAAUGAGUUGUUAACACUCAUUAGUGUCCUCAAAAAGAUCAUACAAGACUUAAACAGUACGACCGGCAAUCACGGUGAGCUGGAGUCGUUGAUAAAACGUCAUAGUGAAUGCCAGGGCAAGUAUCAGACAUUGUUAAAGCAAUUGGACCAACCUAGUAUGCCGAGUCAACUCAAGGAACGUUGCGAAUGUACACCGAAAGACGGAAAAUAA
Molecule: messenger RNA, 576 nt
Organism: Macrosiphum euphorbiae (potato aphid)
Lineage: Eukaryota; Metazoa; Arthropoda; Insecta; Hemiptera; Aphididae
Source: the annotation of a GenBank genome assembly